This is a messenger RNA of Phalaenopsis equestris, 856 nucleotides long. RefSeq names its product glutathione S-transferase U15-like. Lineage: Eukaryota; Viridiplantae; Streptophyta; Magnoliopsida; Asparagales; Orchidaceae. Gene Ontology annotation, cellular component: cytoplasm. Bases 4 to 702 code for a protein of 232 amino acids. The record is from RefSeq and is a predicted model, not a curated record. Gene Ontology annotation, biological process: glutathione metabolic process. The transcript is spliced from 2 exons. Gene Ontology annotation, molecular function: glutathione transferase activity.
GCCAUGGCAGACGUGAGAGAAGAGGAGGUGCAGUUGAUAGGAUUAUGGUACAGCCCGUUCGCGAUGAGGGUGAAGCUUGCGCUCAGCCUGAAAGGAGUGGAGUACCAGAACCUGGAGGAGCAGAACACGUGGGACAAAAGCGAGCUGCUUCUGAAAAGCAACCCAAUAUACAAGAAGAGCCCGGUUCUUUUCCACAGGGGCCAUCCAGUAUGCGAAUCCAUGAUCAUUGUGCAGUACAUAGACGAAGAAUGGCGGUUGCAGGGAAAACCAAUUCUUCCGGCCGGCCAUGUCGAACGCGCAGAGGCUCGUUUCUGGGUUUACUAUGUUGACGACAAGCUGUACCCUUCCCUAAGAAAUCACGUGGCCGCAACAGCGCAGGAAGACAAGGAGAAAGCGGCAGCAGAAGCGGCGGCGGCUCUUCAUCCACUAGAGAAAGCUUUUGAGACCGCAAGUAAAGGCAAACCAUUCUUCGGAGGCGAUGAUAUCGGCUUCAUCGACAUAGCCCUGGGCUGCUUCUUGCCCUGGAUAAGAGCACUGCAGAAAUUGGACGGCAUCCAGAUUCUGAGCGAUAACACUUUCCCCAAUCUCUCAACUUGGGCGCAGAAUUUCAGCGCUCAUGAUGCGGCAAAGGUGGUGCUGCCGGACAAUGAUAAGAUGCCUGAAGUCAUUCGUACUUUUCGUGCCCUGUUUUCGGCGGCUUGAGUUCUGAGAGUGCAGCCCCAAGAAGCUUCGAUUCGAAGCUGCAGGGAAGGUGAUGUGUUUUGUGUGUUGUCUUUGGAGUCUGGUUCUGUUUUGUGAUCAUUUCAUGGAGAAAUAAUGUAUUCUGUAAUGACUCUGCGUUUCUAUUCAAGUUUUG